UUAGCGCCCACAUUGGAAAACCGGCUGCAGACUAGCCUAUUUAAACAACACACCGGCUCCGUGUUUCCUCAGAUCCAAACCAGAACACAACUUUACCACAUCCACAUCCUGAGAAACAACAUGAGUGUAGAAAUCCUUGAUGGCAAGACCGUCCAGAGCUUCGUCGAGGACGAAGACGCCUUCAACUCAUCGGUGGACGGCCGGUUUGCGGCCCUCGACACCAACCAUGAUGGCUUGCUCUCGUACUCCGAGAUGGCCCAGGAGCUCAUGAGCCUCAGGGUUCUUGAGAAGCACUUUGGGGUCGAUGAGUCCGCCAUGAGCCAUGGUGAGCUUGUCGAGCUCUACCGUGGCCUGUUUGCGAGGUUCGACCGAGACGGCAAUGGCACGGUGGAACUCGAGGAGUUCCGGGCUGAGAUGAAGGAGGUGAUGCUCGCUGUGGCUAAUGGACUCGGCUUCCUGCCGGUGCAGAUGGUGGUUGAAGAAGGCAGCUUUCUGAAGGUGGCUGUGGACCGCGAGCUGGGCAAAGCAGCUUGAAGAAAGAAACUGCUUGGAACGACUUUUCAGAAUCAGGGGGUUGCAUGUUUAUGAAUUCUAACUUUGUAUUGCCAAUUUUGUUAUGUUACAACUACACCAGUGCUGGUUAUUUGUAUACUUAAUAAGUGAAAUAAAUGCUACAGCAUCAUUUUAAUUUA
Hordeum vulgare subsp. vulgare (domesticated barley) is the source of this 692-nucleotide messenger RNA. RefSeq lists its product as uncharacterized. The transcript has a single exon. Lineage: Eukaryota; Viridiplantae; Streptophyta; Magnoliopsida; Poales; Poaceae. Gene Ontology annotation, molecular function: calcium ion binding. Bases 121 to 534 code for a protein of 137 amino acids. The record is from RefSeq and is a predicted model, not a curated record.